Syngnathoides biaculeatus (alligator pipefish) is the source of this 2424-nucleotide messenger RNA. It is a transcript of the gene abi3b, whose product is annotated as ABI family, member 3b. The record is from RefSeq and is a predicted model, not a curated record. The transcript is spliced from 7 exons. Gene Ontology annotation, molecular function: SH3 domain binding. NCBI's taxonomy places the organism in Eukaryota, Metazoa, Chordata, Actinopteri, Syngnathiformes, Syngnathidae. Gene Ontology annotation, cellular component: lamellipodium. The coding region runs from base 619 to 1782 and encodes 387 amino acids.
GUUUCUUAUCUCUGGGGUCUAGCGUGUCAAGCAAGUCGCGAGUAAACACCUGCUUGGCCUUGAGACCCCAGGCCUCGGUGAAGGCCUGCUCCUCCAAGGAUGCGGUGACCUAAACACACCGGGAGGCACACACGCGUUCAUCGAGAGGAGCGGAACACAUUCUGCCGCCUGACCCUGUUGUCAGCUCGGGCGCCGCGGGGUGUGGGGGGGCUGCCUCUACACCUGUUCUCCAACCCUGGAUGCGAUCGAGAAGUCCCGUCGAGACAGCUGUACAAGCACGGACCUCACAAUAAAAGCCUGAGAGUUACACUGACCUCUAGUGGCCACGCUUCGCCAGUGACCCCAAACCUUGCCUCUUCUGUGUCCUCACUCUCUGGUGCUCUCUCACCUGCUGCUGCAGCUUUUUGUUCCGUGUAUGAUAAACCCAUAAUCUGUCCUCCCCCCCCCCCCCCCCCCCAAAGUGAAAGUUGAGAGCGGAACAACAAAGUCAAAAUCUCCACCUCCUCCCGCCCUCACACCUCAGAACCCCAGAACCAAAAACCCAUCGUCCCUCCUUCAAGUAGCAGCAUGAGCGAGUCUGCCGCGGCAAAGGAUUUUUCAAAACGAUUUUAAAGCACAAUGGGGGACACGCAGAACCUUUCCCAGGUGAUUUCCCAGAUCUUCCAGGAGGCGCCGGCGGCCAGGAAGAACUUGAUCGAGAACCAGGACAACCUGCGGCAAGUGGCAGACUACUGCGAAAACAACUAUCUGCAGGCGGCCGACCCGGCGAAGGCGCUCCAGGAGGCCAAGACUUUGGCCACGCAGGCGCUGGCCAGCGUCGCCUAUCAAAUCAACGGCGCGGCCACUCUGCUGCUGCGGCUGCUGGACGCUCAGGCCGUGCAGGUCAAGCGCAUGGAGUCCUCGGUCAACCUCAUGUCGCUGGCCGUUUGCAUGCAUUGCGAGAAAGUGUCCAGGAGAGAGAUCAGCGCCUUCACGACCUCCAAAAACGUCGCGGCGGUCAAGCUUGUGGCGCCGCCCGCUUCGGGCAGGGAGCCGGCCAGGACAUAUUUGCGUUUGCCGAUAUCGUACUCCGUUUUAGACGCCACCGGCCACAGCUUCCAGGUCUCCCAGGAGCCCCUCAGGAGCAGGAUGGGGACCGCUGACAGCGCGCAGGGCAACGAAGACGCCACCACAUGGAGCCAAGGCAUUGCUGUCCCACUGCCGUCCGUCCCCGCCUUUCCCGCUGACUCCCACUUCUCCGAUGACCUCCCACCUCCUCCUCAAGCUUCGAUGGACGCCGGUUCAUCUCGUCCGACCAAUAUGGACGCCGGGCUUCCCCCUCCGCCUUCCUCGACCUCACCAACAUGUCUGCCACCACCACCUCCUCCGCCAUCAAGCAACCUCUUUUCACCCGUCUCUCUUCCCCCUCCACCUCUUCCAGUUCCAGGAGUUGCUGGUGCUCUUCCCCCACCUCCUCCUGUAGCGGGAACAGUUCCUCCUCCUGUAUUGGGAACAGAUACCCUUCCCCCACCUCCUCCACCUGAACUGGGAACGACUCCCCUUCCCCCACCUCCUCCACCUCCACCUGGAGUGGGAACAGCUCCUCCAUCUCCUCCUGUACUGGGAACGACUCCUUUUCCCCCACCUCCUCCACCACCACCACCAGUACUAGGAACAGCUCCCCUUCCCCCACCUCCUCCACUUGUGACGGGAGCAACCGUUCUCCCUCCAGCACCACCCACCGCCCCCUCCGGUGGUGCGCCACCGCCUCCCCCACCUCCACUGCCACCUCUUCUCCCUUAGCAUCCAUCCUUUGUUUCGUUUCUGUAGCCCUCGGCCACAUUAAGGUCUCUGGUGGGCUCGCGACUAUCCCAUCUGACUUCAGGCUCGAACCCGGACUGAUCACCAUCACAAUUGGAGACUAUUCACAUUCACCCCUAUGGACAAUUUUUAGUCUUCAGUGACCCCUAAACAAGCAUAUUUUUGGCACUGUGAGCGUUUGAGCAAAAUGCAAGAUACCCCACAGACUAGUGUAAAGCACCUUUGAGUUUCCUUCUGUCUGAAUGGUGCAAUACAAGUUUGACUUACUUUGACGUGGACUGGCAUUAAUAAAACACUUUGAAACAUUUUAGGGUAAAAGCCUUACAGGGGUGGGAUAGGUAAAAUGUCAUAUAGCGGACAUUACUAUACAUAUCUGUGUAUGCGUAUCAAACUUUCUCAUUUUAGCCGUUCACUCAAAGUCCACAUUUCCCGCGCGUUAUUCGCAAAAAUGUGCAGCACUGUGAAAAUAAAAGCGCUUAUUUCAGUUUCGGCUCUCCGGGCCCCGUCGUACAGCACUCCCGACAUGUUUCGACAUCGUCCCCGGAACAUUCCGAGCAAACAAGCUCAAACAGGGAUUCCUCAGUUUUCCCCUCUUGGUUUCCUUCGCCCUUCACGGCGAGGUGG